Aspergillus ruber CBS 135680 is the source of this 1233-nucleotide messenger RNA. Its product is annotated as putative integral membrane protein Pth11-like. The transcript has 6 exons. NCBI's taxonomy places the organism in Eukaryota, Fungi, Ascomycota, Eurotiomycetes, Eurotiales, Aspergillaceae. Bases 292 to 1200 code for a protein of 302 amino acids. The record is from RefSeq and is a predicted model, not a curated record.
CCUAUAACUAAUGCAUAUAAAUUGCAAGCCCUCAAUCAAAUGAGCCGAAGAGAACAUGCAGAAGUUGUAGCCGUACUAUCGAUGUGUCUGUAGCUUUGCCCCCUCUCGGAAUAUGACCACUCUAAUCGAUGCACAAUGAUAUUAACGGCGGUCGGUCAGUCUGUGAAGUAGAUCAUCUCGCUUCUGCACUUCACAAUUGAUUAGGAUGCCUUGAUCAGGGGCUGCAGACUAUUCUUAUAAACUAGUCCCAUCCUCUCGGGACGAGACGCCUUGGUACAUGCUCAACACACCAUGGCUUCCGCAGACACUGACCCUCCUGACCUGGGGUAUAAGCAAGGUAAUCUGCGGCAUGUAGUCACUACAGCAACAUGCUUUGCCUUCCUUUUAUCAACUGUUUCGGUUGCGCUUCGGUUGUGGGCAAGAAAGAUCACCAAUACGGGCUUGUUCCUUGAUGACUAUCUCAUUUUGGCGUCUUUGUUCUUCUUGUAUGGGAUUUCCGUCGCGGGUAUCGUCCUCCUGUACAACGGCCUAGGAACACACAUUAUAUACGUCCCUCCAGAACAACUCGUGAUCUACUUAAAGACCCUUUCAUCCGGCGCCUUCCUCUACCCAGCCUGCAUUGCCUGCGUGAAACUUUCCAUGCUAGCCCUCUAUAAACGUAUCUUCUCGCGCGGCCCUAUGGUCGCGUUAGCAAAUGCAGUGGCCGCCAUUGUCUUCCUCUGGGUCUAUGGGGUCUGCUUAGUCGCCGCAUUUACAUGCAUUCCGUUCCGAAAGAUGUGGGAUCCGACUAUUCCCGGUGGAUGCAUCAACCUGGCUCAGUUCUACUAUGGGCUGCAGAUACCGAAUAUCGCCACUGAUGCGGUUAUUAUCGUGAUGCCGAUGAAAAUGGUGGCGGACUUACAUAUUUCAAAGAUACGGAAGAUGGUGUUGUCUGGUAUUUUUGCGCUAGGAAUAUUAACUCUAAUAUUCGACAUAAUCCGUCUUGUCACACUGAUAGAACUCUCCAAAGCCGGAGAUGACAUUACCUAUAACCAAGUCUCAUCCAGCGUCUGGACGUGCAUCGAGCCAGCUGUUGGUAUUACUGCCGCUUGUCUAAUUAAUAUGCGUCCACUGGUGACACAUUAUAUUUCUGAGAGAGCGUGGUGGUCUAGACUCCAACCCAAGCUCUUAUCCUCGUCGUGGAAUAGCAUUGAUAAAUGAACACGUGCAUUAGGUUUCUGGUUUAUGCUUGCU